AUGCCCAAAGUCUUUCUGGUGAAGAGGAGGAGCCCGGGAGUCUCGGUCCGCAGCUGGGAUGAGCUCCCGGAUGACAAAAGGGCAGACACCUACAUCCCAGUGAGCCUGGGCUGUCUGCUCCCCGACCCCCCCGAGGACUGUCGCAGCGACGGCGGCAGUAGCAGCGGUUGCAGCAGCAGCAGCAGUAGCAGCGCCGGGGAGCCCGGAGGCACCGAGAGCAGCUCGUCCCCGCGCGCGCCGGAGCCUGAAACUCCAGAGCUCCACGACGCCGAAGGCCCCGAUGGACACCUGGCAGCGAUGCAGCGCCCGGUUGCCAGGUCAAAAAUCAAGUUUACCACAGGCCUGUGCAAUGACUCCGUGAUUCACAACUGUGACCUGUGUGGCAAGAGCUUCCGCCUGCAGCGCAUGCUCAACCGUCACCUCAAGUGCCACAACCAGGUAAAAAGGCACCUGUGCACCUUCUGUGGCAAGGGCUUCAACGAUACCUUCGACCUAAAGAGGCACGUUCGCACACAUACAGGCAUCCGCCCCUACAAAUGUGAUGUGUGUUACAAAGCCUUCACCCAGCGGUGCUCCUUGGAGUCCCACCUGAAGAAGAUCCACGGCGUGCAGCAGCAGUACGCCUACAAGCAGCGUCGGGACAAACUCUAUGUGUGUGAGGAUUGCGGCUACACGGGCCCCACCCAGGAGGACCUGUAUCUGCACGUGAACAGUGCCCAUCCGGGUAGCACGUUUCUCAAAAAGACUUCCAAAAAGUUGGCGGCCCUUCUGCAGAACAAGAUGACGUCCCCGCUACAGGAGAAUUCUGCCCUGAGUGAGGAGGAGGAGAAAAAGUGAAGAGCAAGAGAAAGUGGAGGAGAGACGCCGGUGCCACGUUUACUCGGACUUUCAGUUCUGAGGUGUAGCUCUCCUCUGCCACGCCGGUUCUUUUUAGUGACAAAUACUCAGUCCACCUCUCUUUUCUUUUGGGACAUCGAUGGUAAGAUGCUUGCCAAAGUUGUCAAUCAUUCUGCCACAACAGGCCCUGUACCAUGUGUCUGUUUUCUUGGUGGCUGAGAUCAUGUACGGGUUCUUUUGUGUGUGUGUGUGUGUGUUAUGUGUAUUUUUUUUUUUCUAAUGGAAUUCUCAGACAUGAAUAGAGGGGUGUUCUUAAAGAGACCAUCAUCUUAUGGUGCCUUGAAAUGCUAC
Chionomys nivalis (European snow vole) is the source of this 1188-nucleotide messenger RNA. RefSeq names its product ovo like zinc finger 2 (gene Ovol2). Gene Ontology annotation, molecular function: DNA-binding transcription factor activity, RNA polymerase II-specific; RNA polymerase II cis-regulatory region sequence-specific DNA binding. The coding region runs from base 1 to 837 and encodes 278 amino acids. Lineage: Eukaryota; Metazoa; Chordata; Mammalia; Rodentia; Cricetidae. The record is from RefSeq and is a predicted model, not a curated record. Gene Ontology annotation, biological process: regulation of transcription by RNA polymerase II; epidermal cell differentiation. Gene Ontology annotation, cellular component: nucleus. The transcript has 4 exons.